UAAUAUAACGUGGUACUAUUUCACUGUAAAAACUAUAGCAACUACUAUAUAUGUGCGUGUAUAUAUUCGCCUGCCCUAAUAUAUAGGCUGUAAUAAUACAAGAAGAUAAGCAAAAGUAAUAUACGCCGUGCUCUGCUGAUGGACUGUUUUGUAGUACGGUGACAGGAAAUAAAACUAAUGUUACACAUCAAGGUCCCUUCCUAUAUAAAUAAAACAAUCCGGCCAUCCCUGGCCACAAGGCUUCAGCCACGCCGUCUUAGUCCUAGUCUCUGCAGAGAGCGUCGUUCCUGCUGCGCCGCCUUAACGCCAUUUCCAAGCCACUCGACUCGAGAGGGAGCUCGGUCUGCUGCCGAUCGACUUCACCGCCGCGAGAGGCACGGGCAGCUAAGAGAGAGAGAGAGAUGGGCAGGGCGCCGUGCUGCGACAAGGCGACGGUGAAGAAGGGGCCGUGGGCGCCGGAGGAGGACGCCGUGCUCAAGGCCUACAUCGACGAGCACGGCGCCGGCGGCAACUGGAUACAGCUCCCCCACAAGAUCGGGUUGAACAGGUGUGGCAAGAGCUGCCGGCUGCGGUGGCUCAACUACCUCCGGCCCAACAUCCGGCACGGCGGCUUCACGGAGGAGGAGGACAGGCUGAUAUGCAACCUCUACAUCAGCAUCGGGGGCAGGUGGGCAACGAUCGCCGCGCAGCUGCCGGGGAGGACGGACAACGACGUCAAGAACCACUGGAACACCAAGCUCAAGCGCCGCCUGCUCGGCGGCGGCCGGCGGCCGAGGGCAGAGGCGCGCCUCCAGCUCCUCACCACCAGCCCAUUCUGGCAGCACCGCGAUUCCUUGGCCUCGUCGGCGGCGGCGCUCGAGAGGAUGCAGGUCAGCACGCGCCUGCACCGGCGACACCAGCCUCGCCUCGACGACCCGGCGGCGGCGGCGGCGGCCUUCACCUUGUACAACAACUACGGCAGCCUCGGUGCGCCGUUAUGGCCGAGCCUGCUGUCUCCCUCUUCUUCUCCUUCGCCGGCGGCGAGUGAGACCUCGGAGAUACUGCCGCGGCAGCCACCACCCGGUACAGGAGCUAGAGUAGUGCGGCAAGAGAACAUGGAUGGCACCUGCACACCGCCGCUUUCUACUAGCACCACCGGAGAGACCAUGACGACGGCAGUAGGCGUGGAGAGCUCGAGCUCCACGCCGACAGCAAGCUCUGCCUCCGCCACGUUUGGGGGUAGUAUGGACGAUGAGAUCGACAUGUUGCUCCGGCAGAUCCAGUGCUUCGGGGAGAACGGCAGCCACAUCGGCGACGAUGGCAUAGACCACUGCUUCAGGGCAACGGACCACCACGAGACGGCGAACGGCAGCGUUGGUUCUUGGGGCUCCUGCUGCUCCACUCCUGGAGUGGAUUCAGUGUUCCAUGACUACGUGCAAGGGCACAACCAGUGCUAGAAGCUUUGCAGACAUGCACUACUAGCUAGCAGCACGUGUAAGAUAUAUACAGAUAUGUGUGAUUGAUGAAAUUUUAGUUGCGGGGACGUGUGAUAUCAUAUUAUCGUGCAUCGUUCGGUGUGUUUUCCUUUCUGAAGACUUGAAUCUGCUUGAUAUGCGUUUGUUGUCAAUGCUGGAUGGGAGUGGUACAUGUGCUUAUGUACAUAAGAGUUUUGCUAUAGCGACAUAUACACUAAUCUCCUCCAGAAAUUCAUGAUUGGAACAUCAACUCAGUAUUAUGCAGUUCUACACUCA
This is a messenger RNA of Zea mays, 1730 nucleotides long. RefSeq lists its product as uncharacterized. The record is from RefSeq and is a predicted model, not a curated record. The coding region runs from base 402 to 1436 and encodes 344 amino acids. The transcript has 4 exons. NCBI's taxonomy places the organism in Eukaryota, Viridiplantae, Streptophyta, Magnoliopsida, Poales, Poaceae.